Molecule: messenger RNA, 2130 nt
Organism: Paecilomyces variotii
Lineage: Eukaryota; Fungi; Ascomycota; Eurotiomycetes; Eurotiales; Thermoascaceae
Exons: 1
Coding region: 229-1995 (588 amino acids)
Biological process (GO): regulation of DNA-templated transcription; DNA-templated transcription
Molecular function (GO): zinc ion binding; DNA binding; DNA-binding transcription factor activity, RNA polymerase II-specific
Source: RefSeq, a predicted model, not a curated record
CGAAUCCUCGAAUGUUUAUUUGUCACUUGGUAAUCUCACGGUCGGCCAGAUGCUCUUUUCGUGGCCAGAUUUUGCCUCUUAGUAACUGAGCAUCGCCAUUGAGGAUGGGUUUGUAAUGCAAAUCCGUGUUGGACAUGGAAGUUGCGAUACAGUUACUACUUAUGCAUGUAAGAAGAGGAUGCUCUGGCCCACGGCAGUCGACGGCUUCACGACUCUGCUGCGUUUACCAUGGCUUCUUACAGGGGUGCUAGACAUGACGAACAUCCUCCCUCAGAUGCACCGCGCUUUCUCCGUCUUCAUUUGGAUCGCCCAAGGCUGGCGAGGAAUCGCGAAGUGCAAGCCUGCGAACAAUGUAGGUUAAGAAAGAUAAGGUGUGACCAAUCAAAACCACAUUGCGAAAGGUGUAAGGUCAAUAGCCGACCCUGCGUCUAUCGACCCAAAGCUGCCACGAAGGCACGACAAGUCGGGCUACCUGAAGGUCAGCCUUCGGGUACGAAGCCUUUCCAUGACCACAUACAACAAUCAGAUGGCGAACGAGAAGAAGGACAGACGAUUCGACUCAACCAACACGGUCAUCUCAAAGCUAACAAUGGACUUCGACUCCGGUAUUAUUCCAGCUCUUCGUGGGUGGCAUCUGUGGAAGAAUCGGACGUCUCGAUGCCGCUGGAUGAUCCCUUUGCCCUCUCCAGUCAAGGUCUUCUGGGUUUCAAUAACCCAUCUCUGGGGCUCUCAACUGGGGGUAUCGAUCGUUUUAUCCAAUCGAAUGAGGUUGAUCGACUCAUCUCGUGGUACUCUCAAUACUGCCAUUUCUGGUUUCCUCUCGUCGAGAUCGCAGAAGUCAUGACUAGUCUGCAGGACCUACGCCGUCAUAAACGUUCUACCCCUGGGGCAACAGCUAUAAUAUCUGCUCUUUGCUAUACAGCAUCAUGUUCUGCAUCUGCCUCCAAAGAUGUAGGGUCAUCACUGAGUUCCAUCCCGUCAUCAUCAUGGAGGAACGUGGCAAGUCAACUUCUAUUUGACUCUGGCUAUCCCAGUCGGCCUAACCUGAAUACUAUCAGAGCAGCAUUUCUCCUUGCGGCGCCUAGUAUGACAGAAGGAGCCUCACAUCCUGACCCAGGCCCUGUUUGUGUCCUCGUGCGAGCUGCUCAGUCUCUCGGCCUGCACCGGGAGCCUAUGUUGUUUCAGUUGUCUGCACAUGAGGCGGAUCUUAGCCGCAUCCUCUGGUGGUCAAUUCGUGUGUUAGAUACAACCUAUGCGGUGGCUCAUGGUCUCCCACUGUUAAUACAUCCAACGUCUACAGAUGUCCGAAUGAUCGAUUGCGAGGGCAAACUGGAACGCAAACUACUGAAGACUAUAAUCCGAUCGGGACUAUUGAUCUCCAGGGCUUUUCAUGAUAUUUACGGCGUGCGUCAGCCAACCUUCACUGAUAUACAGCGAUUAGAUGAGGAGUCCGAAAGGAUAUCGACUGAAGAAGUCUCCGACUCGAAACACCCACAAAUGACGACUUUGGAAAGAUUUGUCGCCAUGAGCCGGAGAAUGAGUUGCUGCAAGAUGCUCUUCAUUCUCCACCAACCGUAUCUACGAACGCCGCAAUGGCCACAGAGCUCCAGGAUAAAGGCCCUUAAUGCCUGCCAGGAUUACAUCGGAGGGUUCUUGACAGGAGUUAAUGACCCCACACUAUCUCCAUACAGAUGGGUGCUCGACCAUUUCGACGUGAUUCAUCCUUGCGCCAUCAUUCUUCAAGAUCUGAUCCAGCAUCCUGGGUCCCUGGAAUCAGACACCCUCCGCAAUUUAGUAGAGACGUGCUUCUCCACUUUCUCGAAUGAUUCUCAUCCAGACUGGACGCGACUGGAGGCAUUGCGAUCCAAGGCCUGGACAGCAAAUUGCUGGAACGUAGACGAGCAGGGAGAUCUCAGCAUUCCGGAGGGUGAUGUCAGUCUCGCAGAUUGGGAUCCUCUUUUUGCAUCUUUCAUUUGGGAGGAGCUUUUGAUAUGAUUAGAAAUAGUUUACUGUACAUAUCAUCCAAGACCAGAUCUCUACUUGAUGUCUGCCGUUGUAGGUUAAAUUGACGUCUUUGCGUAUCUCAUCCGUGGAGAGCCCUGAAUAUCAUCGUGCUUUGUCAUACCCAGG